AAGAGGUCUUGUGUGUUUGUGUGUUUUAUGUCUUGUGAUCUGUUAAAAGUAACAGUACAACAUAUGUUGUGCUGUUACUAAGAGCAGAAUCUCCGUUUACUCUUACCACCAGGAUUGUGUUUCAUGUUGUAAAGGUUUUUUUUUUUUUUUUUGACUCAUCACCUGCUGAAGACGCGGAGAAUGUUGCUCAGGUUGAUUUUUUGCAGCAACAGCCUGUCCUGAAUGUGUUCAACAGCCAACUAUCUUCUCCCACUGAGGAGAACCUGUGAGGUAUUAGCUACUCCAGGUAGGCUGUGUGGGGGAGUGUCCAUGCCAACUAAUUUCCCUGGAGCCAAGUCUCAUGGAGCUACUCAGGACACAGAGAUGGAUGUGGCUUGGCAGGAACUGAUGGCCAUCUCAGAGCUGCAGGAGUUUGAAGUCCCUAGUGAGGGCUCUUAUGAAACAACACAGUACCAAACCAUUGAGCCCAUGGUCCCUAUGGGAGGAGGGUAUGGGAUGGCUCAGUCUCAUUCUGAGCGUCCUCCUGCUGCUUGUGAGCUCAGCACUGCUGACACUUACAAUGGAUGUUACUCUGAAGAGGUGCCUAUCUGUCAUCGUCUAGGCAGCAAUGGCAAUGCAGAGGCAGUGUACGGACACUCUGAAUCUCAGCUCAAUCAAAGAAUGCUCCAUGUCUCUUCUCAAACACAGCCUUCGCUCAUGACUCUUAGGGAACAGAUGAACAUGUCAGGUAACAGUCAAGGGCACAGAAGAGCCAACACUUGUUUCCCUCAGGGUCUAAGUCGGCACAUGCUGUGGACGACACAUGGACAAAGUUCACAUGUUCGCUCAGCUGAUGAUCUGGAGUCAGACUCUGGUCUGUCCCUGGGCUCUAGUCCACCUUUGGCCUCCCCUGAUAAUCCUGUUAGUGGUGCACCAGGUUACCAGAAUGUAGACAUAGGCAUGACAUAUAGUGAUGGGGAACCAGACAGCAUGACGGAGCAUGCCAGAAGAGCACACAUCCAUUACUCAACGGACUACCACAGUCAAUCUCAAUCAUAUUUACUGUCAGGUGCACAUCCAUCUUAUUUCUCACCCCAGCCAGCUUUAUCUCAUACACAACCGACUCAACCUAAUGCUCUGACUCCACGGUCAGUGAAACAGCAGGGCCAGGCUGCUGUUCUGGGUGACCUGUAUAAUGACUCUGGAGUGUCCAGCAGAGGGAGCUCACAGCAUAACAUGUAUGCAAAACCACACGGAAGCACUUCCACUCCGACUCCUCUGAGCAGAGAUGAGCGGCGAGCAAUGGCUUUGAAGAUUCCCUUCCCCAUGGAAAAGAUUAUCAAUCUACCCGUAGAUGACUUCAACGAGCUUCUGACACAGUAUACUCUGACAGAUUCUCAACUAGCACUGGUCAGGGACAUUAGGAGGAGGGGGAAGAACAAGGUGGCGGCCCAGAACUGCAGGAAGAGGAAGCUUGAGAGCAUAAUUCACCUGGAACGAGAACUGAACCAGCUACAGGCCCAAAGAGAGCACCUGGCACAGGAAAGGCUCGAGUUCCAGCGCAGCUUGGCAUUCAUUAAAUGUCGCCUUACAGACCUCUAUGCAGAGGUAUUCUCUCACUUAAGAGAUGAAGAUGGACAACCAUACUCAAUAGAUGAAUACUCUCUACAACAGACACCUGAUGGUAAAAUUUAUCUGGUACCUCACACAAGUAUGCAAAAGUGAGAGCGGUGCUGAAGAACUGGUAACAGUCUUCCAUUACUUGUUUAUGCUCCUGAAGAAGGUAUUCUGCCUGGGUGCCAACUGAAAGUACUUCAACUAGCUGAAAGUUACCAGUUCAUGUGGCUUUUGGGCUUAAUUGAAUGUUAAACUUGCCAUACACAAAUCAAUACACUUUUCAUAUUUUCAGGACAAACUGAAACAAUGCCAGAGUACUUUGUAAAAAAAUACUUUAUUAAAAAAAGUAAAAAAAAAAAAAAAUAAAUAAAACACUGCACAGCAGUUAAAGGUAAAGUCUUCAGCACCAGAAUGAGCGUUCAAGUAAACCUG
This is a messenger RNA of Toxotes jaculatrix (banded archerfish), 2028 nucleotides long. RefSeq names its product nuclear factor, erythroid 2 (gene nfe2). Gene Ontology annotation, molecular function: RNA polymerase II cis-regulatory region sequence-specific DNA binding; DNA-binding transcription factor activity, RNA polymerase II-specific. Gene Ontology annotation, biological process: regulation of transcription by RNA polymerase II. The record is from RefSeq and is a predicted model, not a curated record. Gene Ontology annotation, cellular component: nucleus. Bases 223 to 1704 code for a protein of 493 amino acids. The transcript is spliced from 4 exons. NCBI's taxonomy places the organism in Eukaryota, Metazoa, Chordata, Actinopteri, Toxotidae.